GGGUGAUGGGAGCUGUAGUCCAAACGACAUCCGGGGAACCAAGGCCGGCAUUUAAUGCGUCUGUAAUGUGCGUGACGGAGAGCGCCGCGCGCCUGCCCCCACCUUAGCUCCGCCCCUUUCCGCCGUCAAAGGUCAGAGUUCCCUUCGGCGCUUGAAGGGCCGCCAUGGCGUUCGGCGGCGCCGCUGCUGUCCGGCUGCGGCCUCUCCAGCUGCUGCGGCCGCUGGCGUGGAAAGCGGCGGCUCCGAGCGGCGCCCGUGCCGGUCCGUGAGUUGCUGCUGCUGCCGCCGCUUCCCAUGGGGUGGUGCAGAGAGGGGAGGUGGGGAGGUCACCUUCCCCUCAGGCAGGCGGGUUGUGGGGGUCAACAUCCCUCGGGGGGGGGUCACUGCCCCACAGGUGGGGGUCACCUUUCCCUCAGGUGCGGGGGCCACUUUCUCAAGUGGAGGGGUCACCUUCCUUCAAGGUUCAAUGACUGUCAGAUGGGGGGGUCGCUUCUCCACAGGUAAGGGGGGUCACUACCCCAGGUGGGGAGAUUACAUUCCCCUGAAGUAGGGGGAGUCUCCCUCCCCUCAGGUUUGGGGGCCACUUUCUCAAAUGGAGGGGUCACCUUCCUUCAAGGUUCAGUGACUAUCAGAUUGGGGGGGGGGUCAGCAUCCCUUCAGAUGGGGGGGUCGCUUCUCCACAGGUGAGGGGGGUCACUACCUCAGGUGGGGGGAUUACAUUCCCCUAAAGUAGGGGGAGUCUCCUUUCCCUCAGGUGCGGGGCCACUUUCUCAAAUGGAGGGGUCACCUUCCUUCAAGGUUCAAUGACUAUCAGAUGGGGGGGUCACCUUAGGUGGGGAGUCACCUUCCUCUCAGGUGGGGGUUACCAUGCUCUAAGGUGGGCAGGUCAGUGACUACUAGGUGGGGGGAUGAGCAUCUCCUCACACAAGGGGUUCACUUCUGUACAGGUGGGGGGUCACAUUCCCCUGAAGUAGGGGGAGUCACCUUCCUCUCAGGUGGGGGUUACCAUGCUCUAAGGUAGACAGGUCAAUGAGUACCAGGUGGAGGGUCAGUAUUUCCUCACACAGGGUUCACUUCUCCACAGGUGGGGUUCAGCAUCUCUUCAGAUGGGGGGGUCACCUCAGGUGAGGAGUCACAUUCCCCUCAGGUAGGGGGAGUCACCUUCCUCUCAGGUGGGGGUUACCAUGCUCUAAGGUGGGCAGGUCAGUGACUACCAGGUGGGGGGUCAGCAUCCCCUGAAGUAGGGGGAGUCACCUUCUGCUCAGGUGGAGGUCACCAUGCUCUAAGUUGGGAGGUCAACAUCCCCUCACUUCUCCACAGGUGGGGGCCACCUCAAGUUGGGGGGGUCACUUUUCUCUCAGGUGUGGAGGUCCCCUUCCUCUUCACUUGGGGGUCCAUUGAGCUGGGAGGAAGUUGAGGCUGCGCUGGACCUACGGGUGCCACCAAACACCUGUUUUCUGUGUUUGUAAGAACUUGGUUGCUUAGUGAGGUAGCGCCUACCACUUUGGAACUCCCUGCCUAUUGAUCCCAAGCAGACAUCUUCACUGCACUCUUUUGGCACCUGCUUAAGACAUUCCUGUUUAGGGGAAGCCUACCUAGGUGCUUAGAGGAUUGAGGUGGUUUCUAACCUGUUUCAGUGUUUUUAUUUUUUGUACACUUCAAAGGUUCUCGGUUUUAGCGUCUCUCUUUCCUGCAUACUGCUUUGAGGGUUGUUGUUGUUUUACCAUCAAGUGGUGUAUGAAAUAGAAGAAAUGGAAAGAGCAGCCUGCUGGAUCAGGCCAUUGGUCCUUCUUGUCCAGCAUCCUUUUCUCUCUUUUUUAAAAUACAUUUUUAUUAAUUUUAACAUACAAAUUAUAAAACGUACCACACAAAUUAUUACAAAUACACUUUUUUUGGACUUCCAUCAGCACCUCCGAUGAUCUUCCGUCUUAACUUCUUUUUAUGCAUGACUUAAUAUUAUAUUGUCUUUACCUCUCUUAACUUAUCAUCUCCCCUUUUCCAUUUUUACAAUAUUUCCAACAAUACUCCUCACAGAACGUCUUGAAAACCUACAAACGUCGUCUGAUCAUCACAAAUACUUUUCAUAUAGUUCGUAAAUUUACUCCAGUCUUCGGUAAAUUUCUGGUCCCGCCAGUUUCGGAUCCUUCCUGUUAAUUUGUCUAAUUCUGCAUAGUCCAUCAACUUCAUCCUCCAUUCUUCAAUCGUUGGCAAUUCUUCUUUGUCCAUCAUCCUGUUCUCCCAGGGGCUGACCAGGUACCUGUGGGGAACCAGCAAGCAGGAACUGAGCACCAGAGCAAAAUCCCACACUCAUGGUUUCCAGCAACUGGAAUUUGGAAACAUUUACUGCCUCCAUGUGCUGGGGGCAAAGCCAUUAAUUACCCUCUCCUCCUCCAUUAAUUUGUCUAAUCCAUUCUGGUUGAUGUCCACCUCUUGCCUCCUGUGGGAGCGAGUUCCACAGUUUGACUAUAUGCUGCAUGAAGAAGAGCUUCCUUUUACCUGUCACUCCAUAGCUCAGUUGAUAUGCGAUAGCUGCAUGGUGCUGAUUACACCAAGAUUGCAGGUUCGAUCCCCAUAUGGGAUAACUGCAUAUUCCUGCCAUUACAGGGGGUUGAACUUGAUAAUCCUCAGGAUCCCUUCCAACUCUACAAUUCUAUGAAUCUUCCAACGGUGGCUGCAGCCCUUUUGCAUGCUGGCUUUGGGAGACAGCUCCAUGAACACACAGUGCCUUUAUCACUGAGUAAAAGAUAGUGGGGUAGGGCUGUGGCUUGGUUUUUCACUGUUUUCUAGUUUUCUUUUUGUGCUGUGAAUUUAGUGGGGCUUCAUUCCUGAAUGCCUGUGACCAGAGGGUCCUGGGUCCCAGGUUAGAAUUCCCUGUUCAGUGGCACCGAGGAUGAUGGUGGCUUUAAAAAGAGAGAGAGAAAAAACCAAAGCCAGCUCCUGCCAGCACAAUAUCUGGGCUAUUCAUGUCUUCUCAAUUUUCUCUGUGGCUUCUGUCAUCUUCAUCACCAUCGUCACUUUUAAUUUGCAUACCGCCGUUCUGUGUUGCUAUACACAAGGCAGCUUACAAGCUGAAGAGGCAACAAAAUAUGCAAGAAAUGUCACACACCUUACAACGAUCCAAUACAAAUAAGUCAUAAUUUAAAAAUGACUUAAAAUAAACAUGUAAAAUAAAGAAUAUUCAGUAAUCCAUCAGCCUGUAAUACACAAUAAAAUUAAACUCUCAAAAUAUCAGCCAAUAAUGAUUAAAGAGAAAUUUACUCUCAACAGUUACAAUAAAGCAUUACUAAAUUAUAAUCAAUAAAAAUAACAAGUCAUAAAAUACCAUGAUACAUUAAACUAUGUAAAAAAGAUUGACUUGAACAACAAGGUCACAUAACUUUUGAAAUUAUUAAAGGAAUCCCCCCCCCCCCCGAACUCCUUCCUUCCUUCCUUCCUUCCUUCCUUCCUCUCUCUCUCUCUCUCUCUCUCUCUCUCACACACACACACACACACACACACAGAGCCUUCGCAGUCACUUCUGCUAUUCUUAAAGCUGUGGCCUGGGAGAGGCUUUUCUAGGGUUCCUUCAUGCUAAACCUCCACAUCCCCACCCUUAUUGAUUAGACUCUUCUGGUCAUUCCACCCCUCGCCCCCUAGCUGCCACUGCGCUUUAUGCAGAAUGUUGUGCUCUUUCUGCAUAAAGGGCAGGGAUUUGUGCUUCUGGAUCUCUUUGCUUUAGCUCUCAUUUUGAAUGGCAGGAGGUGACUGAGGAUGGAACCGCCUGUGAUUCUAGACUACAUGCAGGGCAGCUGGAAACACACCCAUGUUGGGGUUGUUUCUGCAGAUUUUCCUGUGUUAUGUGAGCUCGCUGUGUGUUCCCCUACACUUGCUCCACAUCAUUGAUUGUCACAGAAGUAAGAAAAAAUGCAGGGAAGUAACACUACUAGAUCUGGCAAAAGUAUUAGAUUGUGAAGGGGGAGAACAUUGUCAUUUUCAGUGGCAACCCCACUUGUUUUGCCGUGAGGUGAGAGUGCUGCUGAACACAGCUGUACACUUAUUUCCUUAACUGAAUUCAAAGCUUCCUUCAAUGCAGGCCUAAAUGAAUUCAGCUUUUUGUUCUACAGCACUGUACUGUUCCUGCUCUGAACAAUCUAUUCUUUGUAAGCUGCUAUUUCCCCCUGUAGCCUUGGCCUUAACUUGCAUUUCUUCCUCUAGCUUCGGACACGCCAAAAGACUUGCUGCCUGGGCCUUACCCCAAAACUCCGGAGGAACGGGCAGCUGCGGCAAAAAAGUACAACAUGAGACUGGAGGACUAUGAACCUUAUCCAGAUGAUGGCAUGGGGUGAGGUAUACUUGACUCAAAGAUUGGGUGAUGUGGGGAGCUGGGAUUGUGAAAAGCAGAUGCGUCUCCUGGUGUUGUUUGCAGACACUUGGGUAAACUAAACAUAAUAUUCAUACUUCUUGACUCUUCUCUGCCUACCCCACCCCCAGCAAUAAUAGAUGGUUUUCAUGAAGUUCAGUCAGUGGGAAUCCAACCACACCAUCUUGGGAACCCCUUGGACUUUGCAAGGCCAGCCACAAAGGAAGGGACAAUUUUAAGCACAUAUUCAGGUCAAUACUGUCUCUCUCAGCGUGAGCCACAUUUGAGAUAUUUGUUCAUCUUCACAUCAACUCAGCGACUUGGGUUAUUAGUCCGGUUUUUACCAAGGAGUAAUGAAAACUAGGGAAAUGAACCUGCAUUAGCAACAUGAGGUCAGGGCAGCGCCUCAGGAUUUUAAAAUAGGGAAAAUUCCUACCCUAUCCAAACCCACUUGAGAAUGUUAAAAGGUAAAGGGACCCCUGACAAUUAAGUCCAGUCGCAAACAACUCUGGGGUUGUGGCGCUCCUCUCAUUUUAAAUGCCGAGGGAGCCGGCGUUUGUCUGCUUCCACAGACAGUGUUUCCAGGUCAUGUGGCCAGCAUGACUAAGCCGCUUCUGGCGAAACCAGAGCAGCACAUGGAAACGCCGUUUACCUUCCCGCCGGAGAGGUACCUAUUUAUCUACUUGCACUGUGUGCUUUUGAACUGCUAGGUUGGCAGGAGCUGGGACCAUGCAACGGGAGCUCACCCCGUCGCAGGGAUUCGAACCACCAACCUUUCGAUCGGCAAGCCCAAGCGGCACAGUGGUUUAACCCACAGCGCCACCCACGUCCCUGUGUUGAAAAUGUUAGUAGUGUGGGUGGCGCUGUGGGUUAAACGACAGAGCGUAAGACUUGCCGAUCAGAAGGUCGGCGGUUCGAAUUCGCGCCACGGGGUGAGCUCCCGUUGCUCGGUCCCUCUUCUGCCAACCUAGCAGUUCGAAAGCAUAUCAAAGUGCAAGUAGAUAAAUAGGUACUGCUCCAGCGGGAAAAUAAAUGGCAUUUCCGUGCGCUGCUCUGGUUCGCCAGACGCAGCUUAGUCAUGCUGGCCACAUGACCCGGAAGCUGUACGCCGUCUCCCUCGGCCAAUAAAGCGAGAUGAGCGCCGCAACCCCAGAGUCGGUCACAACUGGACCUAAUGGUCAGGGGUACCUUUACCUUAAACUACUCCUUUAGAAUUACAGUCUACACUGUGGGGAAUCCAUAACUGAUAGGGGAGCUUAGAUUUGAAGUGAAGGCAGGAAUCCAAAUGCAACAGGGGUUCUCAACUGGUUUGGGGCAAUGAAUAUAUUGGGUAAUUCUGAGCAAAUCCUGGGGUGCCAGUUGCAAAAUGGUUGCUCUGGGGGUGCGGGUGACAGAACACCAAAUGUUUGCCAUAUCUAGAAAGAGACAGGAAUGCAAAAUGACGUGGGCAUCCCCUUUCCAUCAACAGAAAAAAGGUACCUACGUCAACCACUUCUGCAUUCACUCACAGAGAGCAGUUCUUUGCACGCCUUCUGUGUUCAGAACGGAAGGGAGGGUUGAUGUCCAAUCAUGGCAUCCAAUGAAAUGUGGGCAUGUUUAAGGGGACCUGUUCAGUGUAAGAGAUGCUGAGCCAAUACACACAAGCACUGAGCAGGAAGGGCAAAUAGGCCCUCAUGCAUUGCUGAUUUGGAGGGCAAUAUUUACAGAAACCUUUUUAACAGACUCCAUAGAUACCCAGGGGGUCAGGUUGGUGACUGCUGAAAUACAACAACAUUAAGUCUAAAGUUUUUAAAUGUAAGUAAACAAUUCCAUGUUAAUGUUGUCCUUCUGUAGUAUGAAGCUCUUCAAGACUCAUAAUUGAGAAACAUUGGCCUAAUUCAUGGAGGAUCCUCUCCCUUAGUUCACAUUUGUAAUAAUAUUAAAGUGGCACUAGCUGCCACUGUGACAUAAACUCCCUCUCUCUCCCCUCCUUCCUGAUUGGAAUUUGGAUCUUUUCUAACCCUGUGUUACAUAUUUUUAAUUAAAUACACAACUCCGAAUGGGUUUUGUUUCCAUGACUUAGUGGUAUAUCACACUAUAUCCCACAGAACCUGCAAACUAGGAAAACUGGGAAAUGGUAAAACACAAAUUGCUUUUUACAGGAUGAAAUGGCUGAGUAUUUUUUAAUGCAUAAACAUAGAGUACUCAGAUCUUUAUAGGAUGCUUUACCUGCUGUCUCUUCUGCUCUUGUAUUAUUGUUCUUGUAAGCAUUUUUCUGUUUGUCUAGUGCAAUGGAUUUAUGGUGACUUCCUUAUAUACUUUUCAUAGUUACGGUGACUAUCCCAAGCUUCCUGACCGAUCCCAGCAUGAGAGAGAUCCUUAUUAUCAGUGGGACCAUCCUGAGUUAAGGCGUAACUACGGCGAGACCGUAAGGAUGAUAGUUUUUUGUGUUCCAUUUCUGUGAUUUCAGUUUGCAGUCCAUAUUUAUCUGGGUUAGGGAGAGUACCACCGAGUUGAGACUUUUUACUGAAUCACAUUCUGAUGCUUCCAAGCUCAAAAGAUCUUCCUGUUUUUGAAUUUACUUAGUGUACACACAUUGACACUUUAGAAUCCAAGUUUUGAGUAUGAAAAUGAUAAUUGUAUGUGUUUUAAAAAUAGAUUCUGACCUUGCAGAUAUUUUGCUUUCUGAUUGCAGUGUAUGAAGUCACUCAGUGUCAUCAAUACUUGUGGUGCUUUGCAAUGUAACACAAACUGAGCAGGUCCUUUUCCUAAGAACUUUGUCUAAACAUGGAUAGGGAGGGAGGGGACGGGAAGGUUCUGGUAUUAAGGGCUAAGCAGAAGCAACUGAAGUUAUAGGCACAUAGGAUGUGUUUUCUCCUGGAAACACAGAUUUAACAAGGGAGGGCAAAUAUUAGAGAGAGAUCUUUAUCAGUGGCUUGAAGACUAAUAAGAGAAGGUGCAUGCAUUCAGGGGGAUGAUGUCACCUAGACAUCAUCCAGACUUCCUGCAUUGCAGGGGGUUGGACUUAGAUGAUCCUUGGUUCCCUUCCAGCUCUAUGAUUCUAUGACGUAAACAGCAUCAAGGAUGAAUGGAUGGCUCUGUUUCAAGGAGCAGGAGGUCUCUAAGCAGAUCAGGGCAACAGAGUUGGAGGAGUGAAGAUCACAGGCGAGAGUACCGUAUUUUCCGGCGUAUAAGACGACUGGGCGUAUAAGAUGACCCCCCAACUUUUCCAGUUAAAAUAUAGAGUUUGGGAUAUACUCGCCAUAUAAGACUACUCCUCUUCCAACGCACACCAAAUAAAAAAUUAAAAAACCAGUCUCCAGUCCGGCUCGGAAAUCCACUCCACUUCCCAGUGGCCGGGGCUUCUGGGGCCAAUUUCCAAGCGUAUUUCUGCUUCAUCUAGAGAGCUUGGUGUCCUCUGAUUUAAUUUGUUGUCUUUUUAUCCUUUGGUGGGGAGUUGCUGCCGGAGCUGCUGCUGUAGCCGGCGUAUAAAACGGCCCCCGAAUUUUGAGAAGAUUUUCUUGGGUUAAAAAGUAGUCUUAUACGCCAGAAAAUACAGUAUAUUAAGAUACAAAAUAGGAAAUUUCAUCAUAGGAUGAUGUCUCAUCACAGCAGAGUCCCUUAUUUGCAGAAGAAAUCAGUUUUUUUUGUUGUUGUUUUUUGUGGGGGAAGCAAAACAAGACUGGAAGGGGACCAUGCGAGGAAACUGGGUGAUUCCCCCCCCUUCCUGGUUUUUUACUGGGUCUUCACAGCUAACUUUGUUUGCUUGUCACAUCAGUUCAAGGGGAAGAUUUAUUCCUGCGAUGUGAACUAGUUCAUGUCUAAGCUCCCCCAUAGACAACCCCUGGUUCAUAGUAUUAGCAGUAAACUGUGUGAAGCCCUCUCUCAUCUCCAUAAUAACCCCAAGAUAACUCGCAGGUGGUGUUGGCCAUAUAUAACCACACCUCCCCUUUGUUUUGACCAGCUGCAUUGGCAUUUUGAUAUGUUCAUCCGGAACCGGGUUGACACAUCUCCCACUCUCGUGCCCCGGAACACAAUGUUUAAGUACCUCUUCGGCUUCAUUGGCUUCAUGGUCUCCAUGUUUCUUCUGGGCGAGAUAUUUCCAUCCUACCAGCCUGUGGUGAGUUACAAGUCAGCCUUUUUGAAUAUCUGGCUGUGAGAGCCCUCUAAAGUUCAUACCUAGACUCCAGUGCCCCAUAUCAUCUGUGGGUGGACGGACCACUUUCUGUCUUUUGUUAAAAUAUUUGGGGAACCUCAGGCUAGGGAGUCAUCUGUGCUCCUCGGGACUCUCCCUAAGCCAUUGCCCCUCUCUCCAAGCCACACUUUCUGUUGCCCAGCUGGAAUGUGUCAUUGAACUGUGAUCAUGCCUCUGGUUUGCCUACAUAGAAGAGGGGUGGGGUGUAAAGCUUGUGAGUUAUUAUUAUUAUUAUUAUUAUUUAUUAAGUUUGUAUAUCACCCUAUACCCACAGGUGUAUUCCAGCAUGUGGCUGGAAUGUAAUCUGCUGUAGCACAGUCAGAGUUGCAGCCCUGCAUGGAUCCCCAUAAAUAAUAAUAAUAAUAAUAAUAAUAAUUUAUUAUUUGUACCCUGCCCAUCUGGCUGGGUUUCCCCAGCCACUCUGGGCGGCUUCCAGAGAGACCAAAAGUACACUAAAAUAUCACACAUUAAAAACUUCUCUGAAAAGGGCUGCCUUAAGAUGUCUUCUGAAUGUCAGGUAGUUGUUUAUCACUUUGACAUCUGAUGGGAGGGCGUUCCACAGGGCGGGUGCCACUACUGAGAAGGCCCUCUGCCUGGUUCCCUGUAGCUUUGCUUCUCGCAGUGAGGGAACCGCCAGAAGGCCCUCGGCGCUGGACCUCAGUGUCCGGGCAGAACGAUGGAGGUGGAGACGCUCCUUCAGGUAUACUGGGCCGAGGCCGUUUAGGGCUUUAAAGGUCGACACCAACACUUUGAAUUGUGCUCGGAAACGUACUGGGAGCCAAUGUAGGUCUUUCAAGACCGGUGUUAUGUGGUCUUGGCGGCCGCCCCCAGUCACCAGUCUAGCUGCCGCAUUCUGGAUUAGUUGUAGUUUCCGGGUCACCUUCAAAGGUAGCCCCAUAAAGAAAUGGUGGCCCUGAAAACAAACUAUCCUUGAACCUUGAACUUGGUCUACAAGGAUGGGGUUCUUACUGCUCACAAUAGAUUGUUUGGCAGGUGAUAAUCAUCUGUCUUAAGUGAGAAAUGCCACAUGCAGGUGGCCUUGUGAGCAAACGAAAAGUGGGGGACAUGGUCAGAUUCAGCAUGUGGGUUGGCAGGUAUUUUGUUGCUUUGAAAGGGCUCACUUGGGCCUCUUGGUUCUGUACUCUAUAAAUCUGUAGUGUGAUGAGUUAAUUCUCGCUGUCUCCUGUUCUCUACAGGGCCCAAAGCAAUUUCCCUACGGUGACCUGCAUGUGGCACGAGGUGGGGAUCCCAGCGAAACACCUGUGGUGAAGCACUAUGAGAUAUAAGGAUGGCUGGAACUGCAACUCCUCUUUUAUCCUCUCUGAUCAGGAUUAUCUAUAAAACAAACUGUACACCACUCUUCUCAAGA
Podarcis lilfordi (Lilford's wall lizard) is the source of this 9882-nucleotide messenger RNA. The record is from the annotation of a GenBank genome assembly. NCBI's taxonomy places the organism in Eukaryota, Metazoa, Chordata, Lepidosauria, Squamata, Lacertidae.